AUGGGCAGAUUCACGGCCUCCAAAUACAAAAAUGGCUCACCAAAGAAGCUAAACAAAGAGGAAACAGCCUUUGGGAUACGAAUAAGCGAGCUAUGUCAAAACGACCCAAUUGCCUGCGGAGUGGACAAGGUAGUGUUCACAGGAGAGGCUGCAAGUUUGGGAGUGCUUGAUGUCGGGGAGGUGCACAUGACAAGAUUCCACCCGGUAGCAGCUAACCUGGUACUGAUAGCUGACCACACCCACCUCCGUCUCUACGAUAUCAGCACCCAGAAGCAGCUUUACUCUGAGGAGAGGAGUUGUAGUACUGUCAGCUGGAGCUAUGAUGGCAGUCUGGCUUGUGCUGCUAGUAAGAGUGGCGAGGUAUCCAUACUGGACAUCAGGAAACGGAACGCCAUUGCCACAGCAACACUGUUCGACUCCGGAAAAGACGUUAACCACGAGUGGCUGGGUGUUGAUAAACUUGUACUUGCUGGUUACAAGAACCGAGACAGAGUAUUUCAGUCGGUGGAUAUGUCAAACUUGUCGAGCGUUAUUAGCACCCUCCGGUUGGGAGCCGGCUCAGGAGUUCCUCACGUUAAGUAUGAUCAUGACACGCGGAUGCUGUUUUUGUACGCUAAGGGGGACCACGGUUUCACGUAUUGCGAAGUUGGAAAUGAGGGAACAAUAAAGGAGAACAGCAAGGAGCACUGUAAUGAUGUCAUCAAGGGAAUCACACUUGCUCCAAAGUCAACUCUUAACGUUAUGGCAGGAGAGGUAUAG
This is a messenger RNA of Bolinopsis microptera, 759 nucleotides long. Its product is annotated as coronin-B-like. The transcript has 4 exons. Gene Ontology annotation, biological process: actin filament organization. Bases 1 to 759 code for a protein of 252 amino acids. The record is from RefSeq and is a predicted model, not a curated record. Gene Ontology annotation, molecular function: actin filament binding. NCBI's taxonomy places the organism in Eukaryota, Metazoa, Ctenophora, Tentaculata, Lobata, Bolinopsidae.